Molecule: messenger RNA, 993 nt
Organism: Aaosphaeria arxii CBS 175.79
Lineage: Eukaryota; Fungi; Ascomycota; Dothideomycetes; Pleosporales
Product: UBC-like protein
Exons: 3
Coding region: 78-539 (153 amino acids)
Source: RefSeq, a predicted model, not a curated record
GCCCUCGGUUCCCCUCCGACUCAUUCCAACAUAACAUCGAACUACACAUUUCUCCACGGAACAACAUUACAGCAGCCAUGUCUACAGGCGCGAAGAAACGCAUCAUGAAGGAGUACGCCGAGUGCGCUGCCGACACUCCUGCGGGCAUGAAGAUCAUCUUCGACGAACAGAACAUGACAAAGUGGGAGGUGCUCUUGGAUGGCCCAGACCAAUCCAUCUAUGCUGGUGGCCAUUUCAAGCUCGAGAUCACGUUCCCCAACGAAUACCCAUUUAAGCCGCCGGUUGUCAGUUUCAAGACCAAGAUCUACCACCCCAAUGUCAGCAAUGAUGAUAAAGGAUCCAUGUGCUUGGGGUUGUUGCGUCCCGACGAGUGGAAGCCGCCGAACAAGGUCGUUUCGGUCCUUCGUUUGAUCCAGACGCUCUUGAUCGAGCCGGAUAUCGAUGACUCUAUCGAACCAUCGAUUGCGAACGAAUACAAAGAGAAUCGCAAAGAGUUCGACAAGAAUGCCAAGGACUGGGUGAAGCGAUACGCAAAAUGAGCUUGAUACAAACGACCUUAGCGUGUGGUCGACAUGCCAUUCUGUCGGCGAGAAUCCAGGUCCCCUCGGGUGCACUCUGGGUUCGCGGGACUCGGAUACCCUUCUGGAACAUGGAGUACGAGGGCACACGGACGGGUUACGGAAGGCAUGCAAGACAUGGGAGCUUGGAUUGAGGGUGGUUUUCCGAUUUUCACGGGACUAGCUGGGGAUUCAGGUCAUGGAAAUCGGGUCUUAUGGGAGUUAUCGGUGGCCAAGUGUCGUGUGAGGUAGAUGGGUAGACUCAGUAGAAGAACAUUUUGGGCCUGGAGGUUUUAACUCGCGAUGAUCAUGUCGUCAUGUCAUCACUGGCCAUUGGGGCCUUCUACUCGACACGGAGAAAUUAAAAUGAAGCAUCAAGAUUCAAGGAUCAUCAUGUCUCCUGGAGACAGCAGACUAGAAAUUCCACAGUGACGUA